Molecule: messenger RNA, 279 nt
Organism: Medioppia subpectinata
Lineage: Eukaryota; Metazoa; Arthropoda; Arachnida; Sarcoptiformes; Oppiidae
Source: the annotation of a GenBank genome assembly
GCGUUUAAUCAAUUACGUCAGUGCUUUAUAUCGGAGGCCGAGGAGGUGAAACAGUGCACUCCCCGUACCAUUGACUACAUGGCCCGCUGGGCCACAGAGAUAUACGGCGAGCUCAUGGAUAUUAUGUGCUAUGAAUACCCUGAAUCGAGCGAUCGAUGUGUCAAGGUGAUCAGCGAAAUACCCGAAAUUGAUAACAACACGGUUAGACCGCAAUCAUUUAUAUCGCCGUUAAUCACACUUCUCGGUAAUCUUGGAGAUGAUGAGGGUCAACCCGAUUAA